This is a messenger RNA of Closterium sp. NIES-65, 5460 nucleotides long. The record is from the annotation of a GenBank genome assembly. Lineage: Eukaryota; Viridiplantae; Streptophyta; Zygnematophyceae; Desmidiales; Closteriaceae.
AUGCCCGCCGGAUGCGCCGUUAAUUUCCUUAGAUCGUCCAAUCAAAAUCGCCAGCGCUCCGGCAGCGUGCGGCAGCGCGUGUGGAACAAGGUCCAACGCGCCACGUCGCUUUCCGCCAUGGAUUUCCAGACGUUCGUGCGCUCGCUCGCGCAGGACCCGAAACCCGCGCAUUCGUUCAAGCCGUCCGGCGGCGGCGAAGGCGGAGAGGCUCGCGGAGGCGCGCAGCAGGUGCGCGGCGGAGAGGCUGCCGGCGCAGCAGCGCAGACGGCGCAGGAUUCUUUCUGUACUGGACUGGAAGUCCCCGCGGAUAGAGAUUUCUCCGCAGCAGCCAGCCCCGCAGCUUCCGCCGAUGCCUCCCACGCGGGGCUCUCGCGCGGGAGCGCCGGUAGCCGUUCCGCUGGCGUCGGAUCACACUGGGGCUUGGCGCGUUCCGCGUCAGACGCGCUGCAUCAGAUGUUCGGGGGCUCCGUGGGUGGCGCCGGGGGAAGCGGUGCGGGUGGCGCGGGGGGAAGCUCCGCGGACGACGGGAGGGAACCGGGGGAAGCCAGUGGCGGAAGCCAGCGGGGAGCAGCGGGGACGAACCGCGGGGCUGGCGGAAGGGGAAGCGGCGGUUCCGCUGGGAGAAGCGCAAGUUCUGGGGGGAGUGUUUUCCUACCGUUGAACCAGACUCCUAACCAAACUCCAAACCGAAAUCCCCCCCAGGGACCGUCAUAUUCACGGCAGCGGAGCUUCUCCGCCAGUGGCGCAAGCUUUUCCGCCAUCCCUUCCGCCAGCCCUUCCGCCAGCCCGUACGCUAGCCCUUACGCUGGUCCUGCUGCUGCCGCGGCCGUCCCUACCUCCUCCCCCUCCCCCUACUGUGGAGGGCUGGAGGCCUCAGGCGGAGGGCUGGGCCCUUCAGGCGGAAAGGCCGCAAGUUCUGCGGGGCCGAAGGCAGGGCUUCCGUUGCCGUUAUCGAAGUCCGCUAUAGCGAGGUUUAGGCUUCCGCGGAUGGCGUCAGAGAGCGGGCGGAGGCACAGGGCGUGGCAGGCGGACCUAGAGGAGGACGAUGGGGAGCCGCUGGAGGGGGAGGUGGUAUCUGAUCCGAUGGGAUCUAAUGCGGCGGAAUCUGGGGCAGGUGUAUCCGGGACUGAUGGAUUGAAUUACGGUAGGGGGAAUUCUGGUGGAGGAAGUUUUGAUGUGGGGAGUUACGGUGCAGGGGCUUGUUACGGUGCAGGGCAGAGGGGCGGGGGAGGGAGGUCAGGGUCGGAAGGAGGCGCGGAUGGUUUCAAGAAUCAGUCAACGCGGUCAAUGCAGUCAAUGCGGUUGUGGCAAGGGCGAGAAAAGGAGAGCUCAGAAGCUGGUGUUAGUGUGGGUCGUACUGGUGCUAGUGCUGGCUCUGCGGGUCAUGGGUUUGAUGCUGUUCAUGGUAUUUUCAGUGCUGCUGGCGAGGCUGGUGGGGUUGAUGGGCCUGGUGGGGAUGGCGGGGCUGCUGGGGGUGGUGGGAAUGGCGAAGGGAAUAGGGGGGAGAGGCAGGGGUAUGGCACUUACAGGGGCUCGCCAGCAGCAGCAAGGGGAGGAGCAGCAGCAGGAGGGGGGCGAGCGGGCGGCAGGGCGGACGGCAGGGCGGGCAGCAGGGCGGGUGGCAGGGCCGGUAGAGCAUUUAUUAUGCGGUCGGCAUCGCUCGGCAACGCUGGGGCUUUUAUGGGGCAGCUGGAGGGGGGUGACGUUUACGCUGACGUGGAUAGAGAUGUAGAUGACUCAGGUGGGGGCUUACCCGGGGGUGUGGAGGCUGGGCAAGGUCAGGAGUGGAAUACGGGCGGCACGGGGAGUGUGGCAAUGGGCGAUGGGGUUACCACAGGGGUUACCACAGGUGCUAUAGGGCCCAGGGCUGCUGGUUCUUCUGUGUCAGCAGCCGGGGUAAGUAGUGACCGGCUGGGCAGCCGGGGCAGAGGUAGGGGUAGGGGUGGUGGUAGGGGUAGUGGUGGUGGUGGUGGUAGGGGUAGCGGUGGUGGUGGUGCUGGUCGAGUCUCAGGCUCUCCGUCUGCUACUCUCUCUCUCCGGAACUAUGAGAAGUUCCGACCCUCAUCAGCAGCAGCACCUUCAUCAGCAGCAGCAGCAGCAAGAGCAGCAGGAGGAGGAGCAGGAUCAGUGCAACUCGUAUCAGGAUCAGGGGAAGAGGAUUGGGAGAAGGAGAAGGAGGAGGAGGAGGAGGAUGAGGGACUGGCUCCUGUAGCUGCAACUGGCAACGCCCCAGGUGCCUCUAGACGAGCUGGUUACAGCACUGGCAGUGGUCGUGGUGCUAGUGGCUCUUCUGCUGGUGCUGCAGGUGGUGUUGCUCCUGGCAGUGGCCGUGGCCGGGAUAACCCUAACUCUACCCAGGGUAACCGCCGCCUGCUGCGGCAGCACACCGACGACCCAACGCAGCUGAAUCGCGUCCAGACGCCUGACGCUCUUUCAUCCUUUCCUGCCGUUCCCUCCCGCCUUGGUCCUGGAAGUCUCCAGCGUACGUCGUCCUCGGCUUACCAGCGGCCGUCCUCCGCUGCCCAGCAACCUUCAGCUGCCGCCCAGCGGACUUCUGCUGCCACCCAGGGGUCUUCUGCCGCCCAGCGGCCUUCUUCUGCCGCCCAGCGGCCUUCUUCUGCCGCCCAGCGGCCUUCUUCUGCUUCCCAGCGACCCUCCUCUGCUGCCCAGCGACCCUCUCUGUCCUCUUCUGGGCAGCAGCAGCAAUUUAGAGUCCAAGGGCAGUUGCAGCAUCAGGGGGAAAUGCAGGGGCAGGCACAGGGGCAGAUGGUUGGGCAGAUGCAUUAUCAAGGGCAGAUGCAGCAUCAAGGGCAGAUGCAGCAUCAAGGGCAGAUGCAGCUGCAAGGGCAGGGACUUGGGCAGGCAAAGGAGCAGAUGCAACAGCAUGGGCAGAUCUUCAACCAGUCCAGCCCCAAAAGCGGGGCUUUAAGCCCUCACAACCAGACUGCAAUCCGCUCUCCCUCUGCCAGAAGCCCUUAUGCCGGCCUGCCCCCUCCUCCUACCCCUCCCUUGCGAUCUCCGUCCGCUCGUUCUCCUCUUUCUCCUCUUUCAUCCCCCCUUUCUCGGGAGCAGUUCAGCUCACAUCGCCCUGUCCCAGCAUUGGUGCAGCAUGCACCUGCUAGCCCCUCCCAGGGCGUGUAUGGGCCGUUUGAAAUGCAGGAAAUGCCUGCUCAAGCUCCCAUUCACCCUCCUCACUCUCAGCACACGCUCACUCACUCCCCCCAUUCGCCCCUUCAUUCUCCUCGUGCUCCCAUGCACCCCCCCCAUGCGCCCAUGCACUCCCCCCGUUCUCCAAUGCACUCCCCACGUGUUGCCCCACACUCCCCCCAUGCGCCCAUGCACUCCCCCCAUGCGCCCAUGCACCCCCCCCAUGCGCCCAUGCACUCCCCCCAUGCGUCCUUGCACUCCCCCCACGCGCCCAUGGAGUCCCCCCAUUCGCCCAUGCACUCCCCACGUUCUGCCCCACUCUCCCCCCAUGCGCCCAUGCAACCCCCCCAUGCUACCCCACACUCCCCCCAUGCGCCCAUGCACUCCCCCCAUGCGCCCAUGCACUCCCCUCAUGCUGCCCCACUCUCCCCCCACCCUCCUAUGCACUCCCCCCAUGGCCUCACCCAUACUCCCCAUUCCCCCCUACAGUCCCCCACACAAGUACUGCACUCCCCCCAUUCCCCCCUUCACUCCCCCCAUGCACACUCCCCAUCCCAUCCCUCAUUCCCCCCACACUCCCCCUUGCGCUCUCCCCAUACAGCCCCUCCAUAUAACCAGCAACCGCCUCUCUCCCCCACAUUCUUUUCCCCCAAUUCCUUCAACCCGGAGGCUCGGGAAGUCCCUGAGGCUGGCCAACCGGUUUGGAAGCUUGUCAAGAGUGUGCUGGUUGCAGCAGUUGCUGCACGUGGCGUGGUGGAGCCAGGCUUGCUGCAGCCAGACUUGGGGGUGUAUGAGGCGCGCAAGGAGGUGGGAGGAGGGGAGGGCACCAUCAUCUCUCUCUUCCCCAACGGGCUCAGGGCGCUCAGCCGAAUCGACCCUGCCAUUGUGCCCCAGGCAUACCCGGCCAGCUUCCUCCUCUCGCCUUCAGGAGACAUGAUUGCCCCAAGGGGCUACAGUGCCACCAUGCCCUCCAGCAACAGCUUCCUUCUCUUCAUCUCCUGCCUUGCCCUUCCCUCCCCUCCCUAUCCUCUCCAGCUGAUUCCCCUGGGUGUGACGGAUCCUGCGAGUUUUCUCCUCUCCCCCGCGGGCGAAGUCAUCGCCCCGUGGGGCUACAGUGCCACCAUGACUGCUCGCUUUGGCCUGCCCAUGCUCUCCAUCCGCUGGCGGGACGUGCUCGACGUGCUGCGUGGAAUGCUGCCGAACGACGCCGUCCACACCGGCCACCGGCUCGUGAAGGUCACGCAGAUGGAGGAGGCUGGAAGGAACGGAGAGGAGUCUGGUGCGGUGGAGAGCGUGGCAGAGGGAAAAGGCACGGUGGAGUGCUUUUUCUCCACUGUAUCUUGCGGCAACGAGCAUCUCGUGCGCGUGGAGACCCCGCUGCUGCUGGGGGCAGAUGGCAUUCACUCGGAGGCACGGAAGCAGCUGCUGGUGGGGACAGCAGGCGAGGGAGUGAGUCCGCGGGACAACGGUAGAACCAUCUGGAGGGCCAUCAUCGACAGCAGCCUCUGCCCCCAUCCACUCCUCAAUCCGCAACACAUCCUAGCCAUGGUGGGCCCCGGCCGCACAGCCACCAUAUCAGACGCUGCAGCAGGCAGGCUCUACUGGGCGUUCACGCUCGUCGAUUCCGCCGAUCCAACGGUCAGCAGCGCACGGUCCAGCGGGGGGGAGGAGGCGCGGGGGAAGAUUCUGCAGGCGUUUGAGGGGUGGGAUGUGGUGACUCAGCUCGCGCUCGCCACUCCCCCCGACCUCAUUCUUGAACGCCGCGUGCUCGACCUCCCGCCCCUGCCCUUCUGGGUCAAAGGCAGGACGGCUCUCCUCGGAGAUGCGGCGCAUGCAGUGACGCCAGCACUGGGGCAGGGCGCCAAUCUGGCGUUUGAGGAUGCGGCUCAGCUGGUGGAGUGCCUCCUUGCGAACACCCAUGUCAGAGACCCCUUGGCAUUCCCACCAGUCUCUGGGACGCCUUGCAUUCCUUCCAGUCCAUCCGCGUGCCGUGUGUGCAAGCCGUGGUAUCACAACCCCCCCUCCACAUGCGUCCAACCCCCUCCCUCUAUCCCCCUCUGCCCUCUCUGCAGCGAUGCCUUGCAUUCCUUCCAAUCCAUCCGCAUGCCACGUGUCCAAGCUGUGGUCUCACAGAACGUCGCGUCGUCCAAGAAAAUCUAUGAAGAUAAAGAAGAAGAGGGCACAGAGAGGGAUAGCAGCGAGAGAACCGAAGCAGCAGCAGGUGCAACGACAGCAGGCAAGGGAGGGGGAGAAGAGUCUGAGUUCUAUGAGUACCUGUACUCUUAUGACACACUUUCCCUUGAGCAGUCUUAA